Messenger RNA from Phytophthora nicotianae INRA-310, 866 nucleotides. RefSeq lists its product as hypothetical. Gene Ontology annotation, cellular component: riboflavin synthase complex. Gene Ontology annotation, biological process: riboflavin biosynthetic process. The transcript has a single exon. The record is from RefSeq and is a predicted model, not a curated record. Bases 101 to 763 code for a protein of 220 amino acids. NCBI's taxonomy places the organism in Eukaryota, Oomycota, Peronosporomycetes, Peronosporales, Peronosporaceae.
UGGCUAAAACAAAGUGUUUAUUUCCCCCAAUCAGACUAUUCCGAUCUUACUGCCUUUUCAACCAAUUUGCAUUCCAGCAAGCAGAUCGUGACGUGAAGCCAUGUCGACGUUGACCAGCACGGACAUGGGGGAGCUCAAGCGCCCCACCACGCGUGUGCACGCCCCUCCUGGCGGCGGCUCCAGCUGGAGCUUCGGAGACGACUCAACUCCCGCCCCCACGGGUCGCAAACGCUUCAACCAGCCUCAAGCGCAGGCACUGCAGGACGCCAAGAUGGAAUCUCCACGCGCAGCUCCUGCUCCCGCAGCAGCUCAAGCUCCGGCUCAAACUACAGCGAAGGCACCAGAAGGAGCCGUGCGCAUUGCAUUGCUCAAGACCAGCAGCGACGCAGAGCUCGUGGACCGUGUGGUGCAAAACUGCUUCGAGAAACUGGAGACUCAGUCUGUUCGCUCCGAGACCUUCACGGUUGCGUCGCUGGAGCAGCUGCCGUACGCGGCCAACAAGUUGACGGAGUUCGGCGGUUUUGACGGCGUCAUCUGUUUCGGCUUUCUAAAUACGCAGGAUCUGCAAUUCCAAGCGCUGAGUGCGGCACUGACACAGAGCUUCAUUGAUAUCAGCGUUAAGAACGUGCGUCCUGUGGUACGUGCUGUGUUUGUUGGAGAGCCUCGUGUGGCGUCAGUCAAGGUGAAGGGAGGCUGGGGUGCUGAAUUUGCGGAUGGCGUCGUGUCAUUGAUCCAGCUUGGAGGUUUCAAGGGAGCGAAGUAGAUGGAUAGGCACAUAGGCAGUGACGUUGUCAAUGCGCUACGAAAGAAGGCAAUUAAUCAAGCCCAGUCGUCCGCUAUUACAAGAGAUACUUGAGCCGUAUUUU